UUUUCCUCCCCCCACCCACCCCUUGAACUUGUUGCUUGGCGCUCGGCGGUGGCGGAGUGGGGUGGGGGUGGGGGAAAGCCUUAUUAUCGAUGUCCCUUUGGAUGCGAUCGAGCUUUCUCAGGAGCAACUACUUCCCCGCCGUUCCCGGCGGGGCGCGGAGAUCCAGCGGCGGAGCCCGUAUUUCCAAAAGUCUCUAUGCAACUGAGCGCUCUCACCAGACUUUCACAGUGUCUGGACCAGAACUGUCUGUAGAUUUGCUCCGUCAGUUGUAAUAGCUGUAUGGGACCAUGGCAGCAGGAGUAGCAGCAUGGUUGCCCUUUGCCAGGGCAGCGGCCAUAGGAUGGAUGCCAGUGGCCACAGGUCCCAUGCCAGCUGCUCCACGGCAGGAGAGGAAGCGAAGCCAGGACUCCCUGAUUGUGCUGAAUGUAAGUGGCAUCCAGUUCCAGACGUGGCUGGACACCUUAGAACGCUACCCUGACACACUGUUGGGCAGUUCAGAGCGGGACUUCUUUUACCACCCUGAGACACAGCAGUACUUUUUUGAUCGGGACCCUGACAUUUUCCGCCACAUUCUCAACUUCUACCGUACUGGGAAGCUUCAUUAUCCCCGCCAGGAGUGCAUCUCUGCUUACGAUGAGGAGCUGGCCUUCUUUGGCAUCAUCCCUGAGAUCAUUGGUGACUGCUGUUAUGAGGAGUACAAGGAUCGCCGGCGUGAGAAUGCUGAGCGCCUGCAGGAUGAUGCUGAUCAGGAUCAUGCAGCUGAGAGCUCCCUGCCCUCAAUGACAGCUCGGCAGAGGAUGUGGCGGGCCUUUGAAAAUCCCCACACCAGUACACUGGCUCUGGUCUUCUACUAUGUCACUGGUUUCUUCAUUGCUGUCUCUGUUAUUGCCAAUGUGGUGGAAACAGUGCCCUGUGGGGUAAGCCCGGGACGCAUCAAGGAGCUGCCCUGUGGAGAGCGCUAUGCCGUGGCUUUCUUCUGUCUGGAUACCGCCUGUGUCAUGAUCUUCACAGUUGAAUAUCUCCUACGCCUGCUGGCAGCCCCUAGUCGCUACAAAUUCGUGCGCAGUGUCAUGAGUAUCAUUGAUGUGGUAGCCAUCAUGCCCUAUUACAUUGGUCUGGUGAUGACAGAUAAUGAAGAUGUCAGUGGGGCUUUUGUGACACUAAGAGUCUUUCGUGUCUUCAGGAUCUUUAAGUUUUCCCGCCACUCGCAGGGGCUGCGUAUCCUGGGCUAUACCCUCAAAAGCUGCGCCUCGGAGUUAGGCUUCCUCCUCUUCUCACUCACUAUGGCCAUCAUCAUCUUUGCCACAGUCAUGUACUAUGCAGAGAAAGGUUCAUCAGCCAGCAAGUUCACCAGCAUUCCUGCAGCCUUCUGGUACACCAUUGUCACCAUGACAACAUUGGGGUAUGGUGACAUGGUGCCAAAGACAAUAGCUGGCAAGAUUUUUGGUUCAAUAUGCUCCCUGAGUGGGGUCUUAGUAAUUGCUCUGCCAGUCCCUGUCAUUGUCUCCAACUUCAGCCGUAUCUACCACCAGAACCAACGUGCAGACAAGCGCAGGGCACAAAAGAAAGCCAGACUUGCUCGAAUUCGUGCUGCAAAGAGUGGGAGUGCUAAUGCCUACAUGCAGAGCAAACGAAAUGGCUUACUGAGUAACCAGCUGCAGCAGUCCUCCAGUGAAGAAGAACAAGCCUUUGUUAGCAAAUCUGGCUCUUCCUUUGAAACACAGCACCACCACCUGCUUCACUGUCUGGAAAAAACUACGAAUCACGAGUUUGUGGAUGAACAAGUCUAUGAAGAAAGCUGCAUGGAGGUUUCUACAGUCAAUAGACCCCCAAGCCACAGCCCCUCUCUGUCAUCUCAACAAGGUGUCACCAGCACUUGCUGCUCACGAAGACAUAAAAAGACUUACCGCAUCCCAAACACCACUAUUGCUGGCAGCCGUCAAGGCAGCGUGCAAGAGCUCAGCACCAUCCAGAUCAGAUGUGUGGAGAGGACACCUCUGUCUAACAGCCGAUCCAGCUUAAAUGCCAAAGUAGAAGAGUGUGUUAAACUAAACUGUGAGCAGCCUUACGUCACUACAGCAAUAAUUAGCAUCCCAACACCUCCAGUCACCACACCUGAAGGAGAUGAUAGGCCAGAGUCUCCCGAAUAUUCAGGAGGAAACAUUGUCAGAGUAUCUGCUUUGUAAAACAAGGAAUUAUUUAUAAAUUAGAAUAAAGACCACUUGCAAGCUGAGCUGGAGCAGUGGGAAACAAGUACCGAGGAAUGAGAGAGCUGACAAAGACAACACCCCUUGAUGUGUGUGCCAGCAGCAAUGGAUCGAGAGGUUCAGAAGAACCACAGCACUUUGUGGGUCUCAGUGUCAUAGCGUGUGAACCAAAUGGAGUUUCUACACACUGUUGGAACUGACACAUAGUGGAAGCUUCUGUGACCAUCCUGACUUACUAUAUGAGCACAAUGAAAUGUCCCCAUUGAUGCUUCUUCUUAUCAUGAGAGCUCUUUUUAGAAAAAAAGAAGAAAAAACAAAACAAAACAAAAAAUAGAAACAAACCUGUGUUCCUGCUGAAUGCAAAAUGAGAAACAUUUUGAUAACUUGUCUUUUUUUCUCCUGUUAAUAAACCACAAACUUGUUGAGAAACUAUGAAAAAAAAAAAAAGGGAAAAAAAAUGCUCAUAUGAAAUAUGUUUGUACUGACUGAAAUAAAUACAACCAUAAUGCAUGCUGAAAUUAUUUGGAGCUGUGAUCUCAGUUUACUUUUGUUGUUUUUCAGAUUAGGCAUGAUAAAAUAUUACUGUAGAAAGGGGCAUUUCUGUGCACUUACAACAAGCUAAUUGUUAAUGUUCCAUGGUAGUUGUACAAAUAACUUCCCUUUGAAAAACACAGUAUUUCUUAUUUAAACACUUAUUAGUGAACUAAAGGUGUUCAGUUAGUUCAAUAUUUACUAUUGUUUUAUCUUGCUUCCUAGGUACUGUUACAACUGCAAUAAGUCAUUGUACACAUGUUGUAUCAGGAAUCAGGAUUUAUUUUUCUUUAAGGUAUUUUACACAACUUCAUCUACACUAUAAACUGCAAAUUGCAAACAUUCAAAUAAUCUUACAGCCAAACUGUGCAUCACAAAUGUGCUACUCAAUCAAUGUUUGUUUUGUCCACUGUCCUCUAUUUCUAUGACAGUUCAUUGCCCACUCCAAUGUUACUGUAAUGUUUGGGAUUUUAAGGCAUAGUCAUUUGUUCCAUAGACAUCCUGUCUACUUCUAUAUUUUCAGAACAAGCCUCUUGUUCCAAUGUACUGUUACAGAAUCAAUACUAUUUGAAAUGAAUUUACAACAAAGGUGUUUUGAGGAUCCACUAACACUUAUCUCCAAACCUUUCCCACUGACAUUCUGCAGCAUCCAGAGUAUUGGCUAAGGUGGAAGACACUGAAAGCUGUUCAGUAAAAAUAAUGACUAAAUUAUUUUUGUAAUUAUCAGUAAACUUGCAUCCUAAAAUUUGAGAAUUUAUAUUGUGUCAAGAUAUUUAUUUACAACAGAACAGUGAUAGAAUAAUGUAUUGGGUCCCAAAGCUACAAAAAUGCAAUUGAUAUCAAUUGGAAUUUGCCUAGGUGGGCAGGCCUAGAAGGCACUGCAAAGGCUCUGCUAGUUAAGGUUUUUUGGCUUAAUUUUUAAAAUGCGUUGAUGUUAGCAGGAACCUUUCUGAUAAAAAAGUGUCAUUUUUCUCCAUAAGAGUGUGUUAGAAGAUGUAUCAUAAUGCUUCCUAUAUACAUGAACUACCAUACAUCAUAUACAUCAAGUAUACAUGGAAUAUAUGCAUAUCAAUACACACAUAUAUACAUCGAGAACACUGGAUCAGAAAUGAUUGCAUGUCUGCAAAAUAAAAUAUGCAUAUAAAUCAAAGGCUCAGUGCAUUAGAGGCCAUUACAGUACAUGAUUAACAGUUACUUAAUAGUUUGAGUAGUGUAUAUUUCAGAAUAGUAUUUGUUAGCAUUCUACUGACCUUAAAAUUUGCAUUAGGAGAAAACACCCACUAAAAACUGAAACUUGCUGAUGAUACACCACAUUUUACUGCACAGAUAAUAAUAUUUCUCUGUACAUGUCAACAGAGAUUGAAGAGUAGAUGAUGGACUAUCGUGCUACAGUAUAUACACCAAAAUAUAACAAUGACAGAUACUAGACUUAAAUUGCAAUUAAAAGGAGUAUAUAAUGUAAUGGAAUACUUUUUUUUUUUUCUUAUCGUUUAGUUAUUCAGAAGCUUAGCUAAUUUGCAGUGAACUUCCCACUUUUUGUGCAAAUCAGAAUAACUUACCAUAAACUGAGCUUCUAAAUUUCUUUUAGAUCAAAAUAGAUAGAAGAAGCAUAGAUUGUCCUCUGACAAAACACUAACUCUGAGUAUUUCUGAAGUUUACUACAUUGCAUUGCUCUCCUCUCUUCUAGCAUGUUAGAAAAUUGUGGUAGAUCUGCUGAAGUUGAUGAGUUACCUAAGUUUUAAUGGGGUUAAAUAGAAGCAAAAUGGUCCUAGAGCUUUUAUUUACAUACUCCUUCUACCCAUGGCCACUCAUAAAAAAAACUGUCUUGGUCUCAACCUUUUGCUAGAACAGUUAUUGAUACAAAUCUGCCUUGAUACUAGCAAUCUGCAACAACAGCUUAAUGCCAUAUGGUACUUCUUGACCAGUUACAUCAGGUGAAUAAUGUAAAAAGGCAGUUAUUGAACUCAGAUUACAUCCAACCCAAAAAAACUACUGACUCCAUCGAGUCAUGUCUCUUAAAAAAUCUUUAUUCUCCUUUUUGUAUGAAUUAAAAAAAAAAAAAAAAAUCACACUACAGCAAUACACUUGCAUAACAGUUAUACCCCUGAACCAAUCUGUUCUUUCAUUCUUAAAUUACAGUUUAAGGAAUAAUUUAGUAUGAUUUUGCAGUCUUGUCUUAUAUUUCCUAUGUCUCAUGCAAAAUCAUUAAUUUAUUCUGAAUUUGGGAAAUACACAUUCUUUUGGUGUUUUAGGUGAUUUAAAUACUGUUUUGGUAGUGAAUGACUGUUGAUGACUGUGUAAAAUGCAUCUGUACUGUACAUGAAAUGUAAUUAUUUCUGUGUAUCAUACAAAGAGACCAAGGUUGUUGUUUUUGACAAUUUUGUUUGACAGUCAUAUAUCGUAUUUCAGAAGGCAGCAUAAUACAUGCAUUAUGCUGAAUAAAUAGACAUUUGAGGAAUAUUUAAAUAAAACAUCUGCAUGCUUGAAUGGGUCAA
Molecule: messenger RNA, 5233 nt
Organism: Oxyura jamaicensis (ruddy duck)
Lineage: Eukaryota; Metazoa; Chordata; Aves; Anseriformes; Anatidae
Gene: KCND2
Product: potassium voltage-gated channel subfamily D member 2
Exons: 7
Coding region: 288-2186 (632 amino acids)
Biological process (GO): protein homooligomerization; potassium ion transmembrane transport
Cellular component (GO): voltage-gated potassium channel complex; membrane
Molecular function (GO): protein binding; voltage-gated monoatomic ion channel activity involved in regulation of postsynaptic membrane potential; A-type (transient outward) potassium channel activity
Source: RefSeq, a predicted model, not a curated record